AUGACUUCCACAUCAGUUGUCUUCAGCGGCAGCAUAAACUCGGGUACUCAGGUGGGAGUUAAUUACGGAUCUAUCCAUCUGUCCCAAGGCCCCGAGGGAGAGGGAGGACCAGAAACCCCACCUCCCCCUGUAUCGACCGUUCCGUUCGUUCGUGACCCAGACUUUGUCGAUCGUGGAACAUUACUCGGUCAGGUAUACGACAAAGGAACGACACCAGGGGCUCGGAUAGCGCUUGUUGGGCUUGGGGGCGUGGGGAAAUCUCAACUUGCGAUCGAAUGCUCUUACCGAAUGCGAGAAGAGUCGCCUAAUACAUGGGCUUUCUGGAUUCACGCAGGUAAUGCCGCUCGUUAUGAGCAGAGUUGUCGAGAUAUCGCCGACCGAGUCAAGAUCCCGGGGCGGAGGGAUCCCACCUCGAAUAUUUUCAAACUCUUUCACGACUGGCUUGUCGAUGAGAGAAAUGGAAAAUGGGUUCUGGUCCUUGAUAAUGUGGAUGAUAGUAGUUUCCUCCACGAAGUUCAAAGUGGUCACAGUGGUGCACAAGGGCGGCCACUCUUCACAUACCUCCCGAUUAGCCUUAAUGGGUCAAUGAUCAUAACAUCCCGAAGCAGAGGUGCAGCACUUAGCAUGGUGGAAGACGGCGAUAUAAUUACGAUCGAACCGAUGGAUCCGUCACACGCAACGAUGCUAUUUAAAAAGAAGCUAGGAGCGCAAAUCGAGGAGGAAAAUAUCAUUCAGCUCGCUGCUGCGCUUGACUAUAUACCACUUGCGAUCGUGCAAGCCGCAAACUACAUCAAGCAGAGAAGGCCACGGGUUUCGGUGCCACAGUAUCUCACAAAAUUUCAGAAGAGCGACCUUAAGAGAACCAGUCUCCUAGCGUAUGACAUGGGACAGCUGCGUCGGGAUAGGGAAGCCAAUAACUCCAUCCUUACUACGUGGCAAAUAUCCUUCAACCACAUACAGCAAAUUGAACCGGCAGCAGCCGACCUUUUAUCACUUAUGAGUUUCUUCGACCGCCAAGGCAUUCCUGGAACCCUCCUUCAAUAUCAGCCAGCGAAGGAAAAUGGCGAUAUACAUUCGGAAGACAAGAACGAGAUAUCUGACGAUGAUGAGGGGAUCGAAACGGAUUCUAGCGUGGACGAUGACUUUGAAGACAAUAUCCUGACCUUGAGAAAUUACUCGAUGAUUUCUAUUGGUGUGAAUGAAGACACUUUCGAAAUGCAUCGGCUCGUGCAACUUGCUAUGCGGAAGUGGCUUGAGGCCCAUGGAAAACUCGAACAUUGGAAGCAACAAUUCAUCGAGAUACUUCAUCAUACGUUUCCGACCGGGCAUUUUGAGACAUGGGCUGUGUGUCAGCCGCUCUUUCCACAUGUACAAUCUGCUGUCACGCAACGGCCGGUUCAGGAAGACAUAUUGCAAAAGUGGGCUAGCCUAGUUCAUAGAUCAGCAUGCUUUGCGUUUACAAAGGAGGAUAUCGUCGAGUGUGAGAAGAUGGCAGUCUUGGCUAUGAAGACAAGAAAGAGAUUGUUUGGUCCAUAUGACGAAAAGACACUGGAGAGUUCUGAAAUUGCUGGGCUAGCAUAUAGUCUUAGCGGGAGAUGGAAGGACGCAGAAAUUCUGCAGCUACAAGUGAUGAACGCCCGCAACCAGUUGCUCGGACCAGAGAAUCCCGACACUCUGGUCAGCAUAAGUAACCUAGCAUCAACCUACAGGGAUCAGGGACGGUGGAAGGAGGCUGAAGAGCUCGAUGUGCAGGUGCUAGAGACCCGCAGCCAGGUCCUCGGGCCAGAGCAUCCUGACACUCUGGUCAGCAUAAGUAACCUAGCAUCAACCUACAGGGAUCAGGGACGGUGGAAGGAGGCUGAAGAGCUCGAUGUGCAGGUGCUAGAGACCCGCAGCCAGGUCCUCGGGCCAGAGCAUCCUGACACUCUGGUCAGCAUAAGUAACCUAGCAUUGACCUACAUGAACCAGGGACGGUGGAAGGAGGCUGAAGAGCUCCACGUGCAGGUGCUAGAGACCCGCAGCCAGGUCCUCGGGCCAGAGCAUCCUGACACUCUGGUCAGCAUAGGCAACCUAGCAUCAACCUACAGGGAUCAGGGACGGUGGAAGGAGGCUGAAGAGCUCCAGGUGCAGGUGGCGGAGACCCACAGCCAGGUCCUCGGGCCAGAGCAUCCCCACACUCUGGUGAGCAUGAACAACCUAGCAUCGACCUAUAGGAGCCAGGGACGGUGGAAGGAGGCUGAAGAGCUCCACGUGCAGGUGCUAGAGACCCGCAGCCAGGUCCUCGGGCCAGAGCAUCCCCACACUCUGGUGAGCAUGAACAACCUAGCAUCGACCUAUAGGAGCCAGGGACGGUGGAAGGAGGCUGAAGAGCUCCAGGUGCAGGUGCUAGAGACCCGUAAGCAGGUCCUCGGGCCAGAGCAUCCCCACACUCUGGUGAGCAUGAACAACCUAGCAUCGACCUAUAGGAGCCAGGGACGGUGGAAGGAGGCUGAAGAGCUCCACGUGCAGGUGCUAGAGACCCGCAGCCAGGUCCUCGGGCCAGAGCAUCCCGACACUCUAGCUAGCAUAAACAACCUAGCAUCGACCUACUGGAACCAGGGACGGUGGAAGGAGGCUGAAGAGCUCCAGAUACAGGUGGCGGAGACCCGCAGCCAGGUCCUCGGGCCAAAGCAUCCCGACACUCUGGUCAGCAUGCAUAACCUAGCAUCGACCUACAUGAACCAGGGACGGUGGAAGGAGGCUGAAGAGCUCGAGGUGCAGGUAAUGAAUACCUAUAAGCAGGUGCUCGGGCCAGCGCAUCCCAACACUCUGGCAAGCAUGAACAGCCUUGCUCAUACCUUAAGGUCAUUAGGUCAACUUGAUACUGCUUUACAAGUGAUGAUAGAAUGUGCCCAGCUCUGCGGCCAAAAUUAG
Penicillium robsamsonii is the source of this 2913-nucleotide messenger RNA. Its product is annotated as tetratricopeptide repeat protein. The record is from RefSeq and is a predicted model, not a curated record. NCBI's taxonomy places the organism in Eukaryota, Fungi, Ascomycota, Eurotiomycetes, Eurotiales, Aspergillaceae. Gene Ontology annotation, cellular component: kinesin complex. The coding region runs from base 1 to 2913 and encodes 970 amino acids. Gene Ontology annotation, molecular function: protein binding. The transcript is spliced from 3 exons.